AAGUAAAUUGAAGACCUAUUGGGUUUCCACUAGGUACCACAGCAACAAAGUCAAAAUUGGGUAUAUCGUAUCAAUUCAUGAAAUAAAAAUUAACUUCAUGGUUAGGAAUUAGGUUAGCAGUGUGGUUAAGGUUUGCUUUAAAAUACAAUUUUAAGAAGAUCAAUUGCAGAAAUAGGCGGGGUUUAUGACUUUGUGCUUGUGGUAACUAGUGACGACCGAACCACUGUAGCAGGAGCUUCCGGUUUAUCGGUUGAUGGAGCAGAAAUGAAAUCGUUGUUUGGAAACAUCAUGUACUAAGUAUUCAUCUAAAUCGUAUGGAGAUUGAAUAAUAAGAAGGCCGUAGCCAUGAGUUCAACCUGUCCGGGACAUUAUUGUGGCAAGAUGUUGAUAAAUGGCUCAUUUGAUGGAGAAUGUGGGUUGAAUUAUCAGGUAUGUCCCAGAGGAGAGAAGACAAACAUGCAGAAGAUCUGUGAGAAGUGUACAGAAUCCCCUGAACUUUAUGACUGGCUGUACCUGGGCUUCAUGGCAAUGCUGCCACUGGUUCUACACUGGUUCUUCAUCGAGUGGUACUUUGGGAAGAAAAGCUCCAGUGCCCUCUUCCAACACAUCACAGCCCUGUUUGAGUGCAGCGCUGCGGCUAUGGUGACUCUGCUGGUCAACGACCCAGUGGGUCUGCUGUCUAUCAGGUCCUGCAGAGUACAGAUGCUUUCAGACUGGUACACCAUGCUGUACAACCCCAGCCCAGACUACAUCACCACUCUACACUGCACACAGGAAGCUGUCUUUCCCCUGUACACUAUAGUGUUGAUCUACUACGCCUUCUGCCUGGUGUUCAUGAUGCUGCUGCGUCCACUUCUGGUCAAGAAGAUCGCCUGUGGUCUGGGGAAAUCUGACCGCUUCAAGAGCAUCUACGCUGCUCUCUACUUCUUCCCUAUCCUGACAGUCCUGCAAGCUGUGGGAGGCGGCCUGCUCUAUUAUGCUUUUCCAUACAUUAUUUUGGUGUUGUCCCUGGUUACCCUGGCAGUGUACAUGUCAGCCUCAGAAAUACAGUCUUUCAAGAAUCUCGCUGCCAAGAAGAAGAGGUUGGUGGUGCUCUUCAGCCAUUGGCUCCUUCACGCGUAUGGCAUCAUCUCCAUCUCCCGAUUGGAUAAACUGGAGCAGGACCUACCUCUAUUGGCCCUGGUACCUGGACCCGCCCUUUUCUACCUGCUCACUGCCAGGUUCACUGAACCUUGCCGGAUUCUGUCAGAAGGUGGCAACGGCCACUAGAACUAUUAUAGAUGGAUGUGGGUAUUAAAGUUAGACUCAGGGAAUUGAUGUUGCCACGAGCAGCACCGCAGAUAUUGAGAUGAGCGUGACGCAAGAUUUCGGUCACACGCCUUCUGUGCAUGUUCAGGGGUACACUUCACCCUCUUACAGCAUGGGAGACGCUGGACCAAAACAGUGGAGAAGUUGAGCUUUGUGCAUCAACGCUCUUAGUUGUUGCGGAAAUUUACCCACUUUGCUGUUUACUUUCUGCGUCUAUGUGAUAUUGCUGAGUCUACCUUUAAUGUCCACCUGUCUAUCAAUUCAGGAGGUGUUGUCCAUGGAGAUAUAUGGAUGCUAGCCUUUACUGCCUUCUCUGAGUAUGGUAGAAGGAUGACUGCUGCAUGCAGUGUUGAUAGUUGAUAUUCCUCUCACAGUGAAAAGGAAGAUUUUAUGAUAUUCCUAGAACUAAGGUGGGAAUACAAACAACAUGUCUACAUACUGUAUGUCUAUAAAUUACAAAGCUCCAUAUAUUUAAAGUGUUAAUUAUUGAAUGGUAUUGUUUGUGUCCACAUGAAUGUUGUCUUUACAACCUAAGGCCUAAGAUGUACUGUUCCUCAUUGAGGCUGUUUUGAGAAGUGUUUUGUAUAUAGAUAUUCACUCUGUCAUAUUAUUUUGGGCUCCUGAGUGGCUCAGCAAUCUAAGGCACUGCAUCUCAGUACUAGAGGCAUCACUACAGACUCUGGUUCGAUCCUGGGCUGCAUCACAACCGGCC
Molecule: messenger RNA, 2020 nt
Organism: Salvelinus namaycush (lake trout)
Lineage: Eukaryota; Metazoa; Chordata; Actinopteri; Salmoniformes; Salmonidae
Product: JNK1/MAPK8-associated membrane protein-like
Exons: 7
Coding region: 346-1269 (307 amino acids)
Biological process (GO): response to unfolded protein
Cellular component (GO): membrane
Molecular function (GO): ubiquitin protein ligase binding
Source: RefSeq, a predicted model, not a curated record